UAGUCCGUUUUUCUAAUUAUCAUAAAAUAUUCAGCAGCAUCCCUCCGACUGUCUGUGAACAAGUUAUCAUGAGUUACAAAGGUAACCUUUUGUUUUGGGCCGGCUGACUUUUUGGAGCACCUGAGAAAAACUAGUAACUGAGAAAUUAAUGGUAACUAUUAAUUGCGUGGUGACUUUCUGUCAGUCUAAAGAAAACCUGUUUCUCAGUGCUCGUGCUUUAACCAUCUUAUUUAUUUUUUAAUUUUAUUUUUUUUUUAGAACUUUUUAAUCCAAAAAGAUGUGGGCUUUCCUGGGAAUAGCCAGCUUCACAUACCUUUACAAAAAAUCCAACUCAGUCUUGACUUUCGCUCACAAAGAGCUUGUGAUGGCCGCAGUCUUAUUUCUUACAGUCGGGCUGCUGCUGUCGUAUAUCAGAUAUCAGAAGCUCAGAGUCUCUCAGGUAUUUCAUUGGCCUCUGAGCAUCUUGUCUUUUUUACCUGUUAUCAACAAUUUCAUCCCCGAAACAACAACACAGAGGAGAGAGCAAGCAGAGAACUGUAAAAAGAGCCGGAGAACAAGGAAAAGAGUAGAUCUGGAGGCCUCAACCUCACAGAGUGCCUCAGCUAGUGGCCCGUCAGUGGCCCCAGAGCCAGAUGUGGUGAUCGUUGGGGCAGGGGUCCUGGGCUCAGCUAUGGCAGCUGUCUUAGCCCAGGACGGGAGGAGGGUGACUGUGGUGGAGAGGGACCUGAAGGAGCCUGACAGGAUAGUGGGAGAGCUGCUGCAGCCUGGAGGAUACAGGGCGCUCAAAGAGCUGGGACUGGAAGGUUCAGUGGAAGGUCUGGAUGCCCAUCUGGUGAAUGGCUAUGUGAUCCAUGACAUGGAGAGCAGCACAGAGGUGGAGAUCCCCUACCCCCAGGUGGAGAACAGCAUCCACUGUGGACGCGCUUUCCAUCACGGUCGAUUCAUCAUGGGCCUGAGGAGAACUGCCCUGGCCCAGCCAAAUGUCACAUUUGUAGAAGGCACCGUGACCAGUUUGCAGGAAGAGGACGGCUGUGUAACUGGAGUCCAGUACAAGGAUAAAGAAACUGGAGACAUCAAGGAAAUCCAUGCAGCACUGACUGUUGUGGCUGAUGGCUGUUUCUCCAAAUUCAGAAAGAGUCUGGUCUCGGGGAAAGCUCAAACCUCCUCUCACUUUGUUGGAUGCCUUAUGAAGGACUGUCCCCAGUUUAGAGCCAACCACGCUGAGCUGGUGCUGGCCAAGCCGAGCCCGGUGCUCAUCUACCAGAUCUCCUCCUCACACACCAGAAUACUCGUGGACAUCAGGGGGGAGAUGCCUCGCAACCUCACAGAGUACAUGGCUGAGAAGAUUUACCCUCAGCUGCCAGAGCAUUUAAAGGAGCCUUUCAUGGUGGCACUACAGAACGAUCGACUCAGGUCCAUGCCUGCCAGCUUCCUCCCUCCCUCCCCUGUCAACAAGCCAGGCGUGCUUCUCCUGGGCGAUGCUUACAACAUGAGGCAUCCUCUGACGGGAGGAGGGAUGAGUGUUGCUCUCAACGACGUUCGCAUCUGGAGGAGUCUGCUAAAGAACAUUCCAGAUCUGUACGACGACACGGCCAUGCUGCAGGCAAAGAAAAAAUUCCACUGGGAACGCAAGUCAUCACAUUCUUUCGUGGUGAAUGUGUUGGCCCAGGCUCUGUAUGAGCUGUUUGCAGCCACAGACAAUUCUCUUCAUGAGCUGAGAAAAGCCUGCUUCCAGUACUUCAAGCUGGGUGGAGAGUGCAUCGCCGGGCCUAUUGGACUCCUCUCAGUGUUGACCCCCAAACCAAUGACCCUUAUUGGACACUUCUUUGCUGUUGCGCUGUACGCAAUCUACUUCAACUUCAAGACUGAGUCAUGGUGCACCAAACCCCGAGCUCUAUUCAAGAGUGGAGCCAUCCUGUACCGAGCCUGCACUGUCAUGUUUCCGCUUAUCUACUCUGAAUUCAAGUACCUGGUGUACUGAGGAUCUUUACAUGUGGACACAGAAAAAACAAAACUCAAGGUCCUUACAGACACAGCUUUAUUGGCAGCAAAAAAACCUGCAAAUGUUGGUAUUGUGUCUUUGUGUCUAAGUGUCUUCGUGCUGAAAAGGGCACUGUUGCUGGAUUAAAUGAUUUUACUAUUGAGGAUUUAAAAAAAAAAAACUAUGCUCUUGCCUUACUGAAGAUGUCAUUGUCCUAAUGUCCUUCUUAAUGCCUUUGUUCAAUUUUGGCAUUUAAACAUGCCUGUGGAAUUAUUCCUGCCCAUCAGAAAUGCUAUGUAGAACAUAGCAUCUGAACUGUGCAAUAAUGAUUUUGCAUUAGAGCCACUUUUCUGCUGUAUAUUUGACUUUGCUAAUUUUUGGCUGUAUUUAAUAUGGAAAUCUUCAUGUAUCAUUUUUAAUCUGAAGCACUGAUGAUGGGAUGACAUAAAACAGCGAGCUGUCUUAAUUAUUAUGAUGUAAUUAAUAAAAAAAUCCAGUAUAUUUUUUAGCCUGUUUUGCAGAGGGAAAUAUCUGCUGUUAUUUGUCCAAAUCACACACUGUAAUAAUCACUUCCUGCCUUCCUGAUAAUGUUGAUCUUUACAUAGUGUCAUAAGGGAGUUUUUAUAACACAUUUUGGUUUCUACACUCAGUCUGAAACAUGCUGACAAAACUAUACUCCCAGAACUCAAGGAUGAUCCCUGCACUAUUUUAGUCUUGCUGGAUGUCAGUAAAAACCUGACACAGCAUGCCUGGGGGAAGUUUGGGUUUGACGGGGGCCUGAGAUCGAAGAAAUGAUGCUCAUAACAGGACCAAGUCAGCGAAUGAUGCUCAGGUGAUGUUUGUCCUGAGCUGACAGAGACGAGGAACUCCUGACAUGUUGUUCACCACAGAGACCUGCACUGUUGUGUUUACCUGUGCCUGUGUUGGGCUUGAUGAGCCGUUAAAUAAAUCAUACAUGACAGACAAGAAUUGUUUUUCAGUUAUCCUGUCUUAUAAGAGCAAACUUCUUUGAAUAAUUUGUAUAAUUACCAAGUUUUCCCCCCUGAUUUAAUAUCUGACAACAUUGAAACGUAUAAUCCAGUUAGAGACAGUAAACCAAGUUUAACCCUUUUGGACGAGCACUAACAAAUACGACCAUUAGAUGGCGCUCACUCACAAGUGAAAGAUUUUUAACAGUUCAGCUCUCAGGAUAUGGAUAUGGUUCGAGUUACUCUGCUGUGCUUCAGCAUUGAACUUUAGGAUACAUAUAUAAUGGAAUAUGACAAAUUGUUGAGAUGCAAGAGUUUACAAAAUUAGUUUGCUGUCAAUUUUUUGCUGCGGCUUUUUAUAUCUGGGUUGGUUUCAACAAAUCAUAGAAGUAACAUUGACAUUAAAGAGGCUGUGAUAUUUUUCCCAAAUUUAAUUAAAUGUAGCAGUCAGCCAGUGAUCAGAGCAGGGUAAAUAUAUAUAUCUUGAGGGCUUUUAAGUAUUUGCUUGGCAAAAAAAAAAAAAAAAUCUAAAUAAAUAAAUCAUAUACGAUGUCUUAUUCUUUUCAUAUAAAAUCCUUUCACAAUAUUUUUUACUCUACAGCCAUACCAACUCUAUGUUCAUAGAUUUGUUUUCCGUUAUAUGAAGUGAUUAUACUAACAGAGACUCAGUGGUGAAUCAUGUUGAUGAGUUUGCACUCUGUAUUUUUAUUUGGAAAAAUUAAGGUUCUUUCAACGUUACUUUCAAAGUAAAAUCUGAUCUUCCUUCAACUGACAGGGACUGUGGAUGACCAUAGGGGUAAUGUUACAGUCAGGCUGUGUUUACGUGUUUCUGCUAUUUAACUGGAUUCUAGAGAUGCCAUAUCCUGGUUUUUGGAGCGAACUGGCAAGAGAUCUAGGCUCUUGUUUAUUUUAUUUUUUUAUCUCAGUCCUGCAUUGAAACUUUAAACCAUGUUCAGUUAAAAGUAGCUAAGACAAAACAGAUCAUUUUCUAAACC
Molecule: messenger RNA, 3944 nt
Organism: Centropristis striata (black sea bass)
Lineage: Eukaryota; Metazoa; Chordata; Actinopteri; Perciformes; Serranidae
Gene: sqlea
Product: squalene epoxidase a
Exons: 11
Coding region: 278-1981 (567 amino acids)
Biological process (GO): sterol biosynthetic process; cholesterol metabolic process
Cellular component (GO): membrane; endoplasmic reticulum
Molecular function (GO): flavin adenine dinucleotide binding; squalene monooxygenase activity
Source: RefSeq, a predicted model, not a curated record